AUGACCAAAGCGUCAACUCGUUGGUUCUUGAUGGAAACUCCCCGAGAACCUCAUUUCUUCAAGCCUCUUCUUCCUGGUUUUCAAAGUGGCGUGACAAUACCACUUGAUUUCUACUCAAAACACAUACAAGGGGCUGAGAUCAAUAAACCAUGGAAGCUAAGAUCGGACGCUUCAGAUCAAAUUUGGGAGGUGAUCCGAGAAGGCAGGACACUCACCAAAGGUUGGAAAGAGUACACCGAAGCACAUGAUCUUCGAAUCGGUGACAUUGUCAUCUUCAAACACGAAGGAGACAUGGUCUUUCAUGUGACUCCUUUUGGUCCUAGCUGUUGUGAGAUUCAGUAUACACAUCCUCACAUCGUUAAGGAAGAAGCCGACGCGGAUGAUGCUCCUACUUUCUCAUACGACUACUGCUUCUUGGCUGAGUUUCUUCCUGUGGAAGCUAUGAGGUGUGGUGAUUUGAACCAACAAUGCAAAGAUGUCAAACUUGUCAACAAGGAGGGAAACUCAUGGACUGCACGCUUCGGAUUUAGCGAAUCAGACGGCGCAUAUUACAUCAGCAGAGGGUGGAGAAAGUUCUGUCAUGAUAACAGAUGCACCAACGGAGCUUUGUUGGUGUUCAACGUGGUUGGAGACGGGACGACAACUCCAUUACUGUGUGUAUGUCCGGAAAGGAAGGAGUGUACUGAUCUACUGAUCAACCACUUCAGCAGAAUCGAUGGUAGCAUUGCUUCUACCUCACGAAAUUAG
This is a messenger RNA of Brassica rapa (field mustard), 747 nucleotides long. RefSeq names its product B3 domain-containing protein REM9-like. Lineage: Eukaryota; Viridiplantae; Streptophyta; Magnoliopsida; Brassicales; Brassicaceae. The record is from RefSeq and is a predicted model, not a curated record. Gene Ontology annotation, molecular function: DNA binding.